UUUAUUUAUUUCUUGUGAUACAUGGAACUUAGAAAUUUAGUAAAUUCAAUUGUUGCAUUGACAAAGUAUUUCUUGCACAAAUAGAAAUUCCUCAGGGCAAAGCAAAAGAAAAGAAAGGAAAAGCACAAAGCUCUUUGUACAAAUGCUUUGAAAUUGGUCUAAAUGAUCUCCUAUCCUCCCCGCUCUGUGUACAUAGCAAUUUAAAUUCUUUGAAUGAAAAUUCAUAUCAAGAAUUUAAAGAAUAUGAAAAACACAUCUUUCAUUUUCUUUAAAAAUCAUACCAAGUAUAAAAGCAUACUAAAUCGCAUUAUACUACGUGUUUUAUAACAAGACGCGCUGUGAUGAGUACUUACUGAAAGCAACUAUUUGGAAAUACUAUUUGUAAGGCCACCGUCAAUGGCUUGUCUUUACGCUCCAUCGUGUGUGUUAAUCGCAACAUGUGACGACAAAUACAAAAAAAGUUUCUCACGAUUAUGAUCCUUUCGAAGUCGCCGCGUUGAAAUUCCCGAGGUUAUCGUCAGAACGCGCAGCGAAACAACGACGAUUUAUGCCGUCAUCGCCUCGGCACGCCUGCGGCCCCGUCCGUGGUUCUGCAGCGCCCGGACGUGCGUACUGAGAACCGCGGUUACGUAACUCGCGAAGUCCUAUUUACAAUUUCUCUUAUAGCUAUAAGUCUGCUGCGCGCCGUGAUUUGCACGUUUUGCUGUGACGACUAACUCGGGGGACGAACGGAUCAAAGCCACGUUGUUGCGUUCCACCUCCGGCCCCAAACGUUUAUGAGAAAAGGCCCCACGAUAUUGGACAAACGAGGCGCUUGUGCCAAACCAGCGGCCUAAUAAAAGUCACAGCUCUCGCCUCUCGCUGUCUCGGAGUUGUUUCGAUCCAGCGCGCAUGCGCGCGGAGUACUCGUAAGUAAUGGCGACGUUUCAGCCUUUUAUACGCGAAGCGGGGUCGGACGAAGUUUCUCGGUAAACCUGCCGGUUAAACCAACAGCGUCGCUAUCCCCAUAUGUAUCGGCUCGGCGAGCCAGUUUAUACGUCGGUCUUUUCGAGUACCAGCUAACGCGAGCAUCCCGCCGUUCCCAGCCGAAGAAAAGCAGCACACCUUUAUCGUUGCUAACGUCAACUGUUAGCUAGGUAGCGUUAGCUAGCUUACGCUAAUAUGUCACAUUUUGCCUUUUCCGGUGUUUAGAUAGGCGGUUAGCAAGCUCUCCGUCUCGGGUGGUGCUGAAAGCAGCUGAUUACCCCAAGCGUCCGUUCACGUUAAACAUAUCGGAAAAGUUGCAGGUUUCCAUCCUCGAGUAUCGGCGACUCGGUCAACACCAACUGCUGCUGCUGCUUCUGCUGCUGCUUCUGCGGUGCCUACUGAGAGUACCUCUUCAGUAGUGUGAAUGAGGGAGACAUGGCAGACCACACCCCACCUCUGGAGUCCGGCCAGCUUCUUAGCCCUGAACUCCCUCUCCUGGCCUCACCACCCCCUGCCAUGGUCAAUGGAGAAGGCCCUCAACAGGUAAUCCUGGUGCAGGUAAACCCAGGUGAGGCCUUCACUAUUCGACGAGAGGAUGGUCAGUUUCAGUGUAUCACAGGUCCUGCUCAGGUUCCCAUGAUGUCCCCAAAUGGUUCAGUGCCUCCAAUCUAUGUGCCUCCUGGAUACGUUUCACAGAUCAUAGAGGAGAACGGAGUGCGGCGGGUUCUGGUCUUACCUCAGCAACCAGAGUUCCACCCAGGGGGCCACUCCCCUCUCCAUCACCCUCCACCCCCGCCCCAUGCCCACCUGCCUGCCUUCAUCCCACACCCAGCCAUGAUACCCCCACCACCUCACAUGUACACGGGUAUGGCAGGGGGUGUGGGCGACAUGAGCUCACAGUACAUCUCCCAGUACCAUCCAGCCCAUAUCUACUCUGAGCAGGUCUCCGCAGAUUCUCACUCCCAACAUGGACGCCCACAGUUUGUUCACAGGGAUGAAAGAACAAGCAAAACAUAUGAGCGUCUUCAGAAAAAGUUGAAGGAGCGGCAGGGAGGUGGGGGAGGGGGGCAGAUGAAGGAAAGUCCCCCUUCCUCACCGCAGAAGACCCGCAGCAGCCCCCCGAUGCUGGACAUCCACAACGGAGUUGGGGGGAAAGGGCCAGAGCCUGAUCAAGGGCAGUCCAGCAAUGCAGUGGCCAGCCCUGACAAGCAGACCAGUGAGGGAAAAACCGAGCUGGAUGAGGACGCUCAGGCCCUGCAAGUGUUACUGAGCACCAUCAAUAAGCCAGUGGUGUCAGACAUCCAGGCCAGAGGGGUAGUGCUGAGCUGGAGUGCACCCACCAGGCCAGAGAGUGAGGGAAGCAACCCAGAGAAUGACGCCAGCCCCUCAGAGCCCUUCUGCUAUGAGGUCUCAAUCUCAUAUAGUGGUAAAAAUGGGAAGUACAAGACCACGUACAGUGGAGAGGAACUAAGUGCAAAUUUAGAAGAUCUUCGACCAGCAACAGACUAUCACAUCAGGGUCCAGGCUAUGUGUAACUGUUUACAGGGAAGCCCAUCUGAUGCUGUGAGCUUCACCACUCUCAGCUGUGAGCCAGACCCCCCCAACUCUCCCAGAAAGGCCAGUGGGACCAAGAACACACUGGUCCUUCAGUGGAAGGCCCCAUGUGACAACGGCUCCAAAAUCCAAAACUACAUUCUUCAUUGGGAUGAGGGGAAGGGCACUGGCGUGUUUGAGCAGUGCUACUACGGACCUCAGAAGCAGUACAGAGUGACCAAGCUUUCACCAGCCUCAAGAUACUCCUUCCGCCUUGCAGCCAAAAAUGACAUGGGCAUAAGUGAGUUCAGUGAGGUGGUUGACUUGUUCACUUCGUGCAGUGUGCCCUCGCCACCCCUCCCUCCAGAGCUGGCAAAGGCUGGUGUGACCUGGCUGUGUGUGCAGUGGCAGAGACCCACAGGCUCUCCCAAGGAGGAUGACAUCUAUUACGUUCUGGAGAUGGAGGAGGAAGGCUCUGGAUAUGGCUUCCAGCCAAGCUAUGAUGGUGAGGAGCUCUCCUGCACAGUCAGGAACCUCCACAGGAGUACUAAGUACAAGUUUCGGGUGGCGGCGUACAACACCGAGGGUAAGAGUAACCCCAGUCAGGUGGUGGAGUUCAUCACAUGCCCAGACAGACCCAACAGCCCCUCCAGGCCUGUCAUCAGGGGAAGAGUCCUUCCCAACAGCUUCAAGAUAGCGUGGGAGCCUCCAAAAGAUAGUGGCGGGGCAGAUGUUACCAAGUACACUGUGGAGCUCUCUGAGGGGUUAAGUGGCUUGACAUGGGAGCUGACAUACUCUGGUCCAGCCACAGAACACGUGUGUGAGGGCUUGAAGCCUGGCUGCUCCUACCAGACCCGAGUUUACUGCAUGAGUGAGGGGGGGCAGAGCCCACUGUCGGAGAUCCUGCAGGUCCAGACUCCCGCAGUGCCCCCGGGACUUUGCCAGCCUCCUCGCCCGGUGGGCAAGCCCAAAGCCAGGGAGGUGCAGCUGCGAUGGGGCCCCCCUCAGAUGGAUGGAGGGAGCCCAGUGUCCUACUACAGUGUGGAAAUGUGUGGGCCGCAGUCAGAGGAGAGCAGGGAGGUUUACCAAGGCACUGAGCUGGACUGCACCGUGGGAAGCUUAUUGCCUGGCAGAAUCUACAGCUUCCGGCUGAGGGCAGCCAAUAAGGCUGGGUUUGGGCCUCUUUCGGAGCGUAGCGAGGUGACCACAGGCCCCGGGGCCCCAGAAGCCGGCAGGGCUCCCCAAACCACAUGCAAAUCCCCCAGUUGUGUUGUAGUUAGCUGGGAGGCUCCACCAUGCAACGGAGCACCUGUGUCAGAGUACCGUCUGGAGUGGGGGGCUGCCGAGGGCAGCAUGCAGGUGUGUUACAGUGGACCGGGACUGAGUCACGAAAUGAAGGGGCUGCUCCCAGCCACUAACUACUUCUGCCGGGUACAGGCUGUGAAUGUUGCUGGCGUCGGACCCUUCAGUGAGGCGGUGCUGUGCCAGACGCCCUGCUCUGUGCCCGCAGCUGUCAGCAACGUCCACGCGCUCAAGGAGGCUGAGCUGCAUGGGUACGAGGCCUCCUUGGAUGUUGAGGAAGAUGAAGAGGAUGAUGAUGGCAGUUCCCCGCCACCACCACUUUACUCUCCAUCCACCUGCCUAGGUCUCUCUUGGGAGCCCCCUUGUGACCAUGGUUCUGAGAUCACUUCCUACCUGAUUGACCUGGGAGAACGUCAGCCCAUUGUCGUUGGCCCCGUCACCAAAUAUAUCAUCCAGCACUUGCAGCCUGACACCAGUUACAGGAUCAGAAUCCAGGCCCUGAACAGCCUGGGCGCCGGCCCUUUUAGUCACACUUUUAAACUGAAGACGAAGCCCCUGCCCCCACAGCCCCCUCGCCUGGAGUGCACAGCCUUUAGCCACCAGACCCUCAGGCUCAAGUGGGGUGAUGGCCCAGCAAAGGCAGCCACCUCAGACGCCCCCCAGUACCAGCUGCAGAUGGAGGACAGGAAUGGCAGAUUUAUCUCCUUGUAUAAAGGACCAUGCCACACCCACAAAGUCCAGAGACUAAAUGAGUCUACCUCUUACACGUUCCGCAUCCAGGCCUUUAAUGAGGCGGGCGAAGGGCCCUUCUCUGAUGUUUACACAUUCACCACCCCGCGCUCUCUUCCAGCCCCUUUGAAAGCCCCCAAAUUGGAGCGUUUGGAGGACCAUUCCUGUGAAGUCUCGUGGGAGGCUUUGCCACCCAUGAAAGGAGAUCCAAUCAUAUACACUCUGCAGUGCAUGAUGGGAAACUCUGAAUUCAAACAGGUCUACAAAGGCUCUGCCGCAUCCUACCAUGCUCAGAACUUACAGCCCACCAGUGAUUACCGCUUCCGAGUGUGUGCCAUUAGGCAGUGCCAGGAUGCCCCAGAGCUGGCGGGUCCCUACAGUCCCACAGUGACCCUCUCCCCACAGCGGGUGGAUCCGGCAGUGGGAAGUGGCCUAUCUGGCCCAGGAUCCAGAGCUGGGGCUGAGUCCAGCAGGGCCAGACGCAGCCUGACCGAUGAGCAGUGUGCUUUCCUGCUCCUCAUGGUCUUUGCUGUCAUUGCCAUCCUCAUUGCUUUUGUCAUCCAGUACUUUGUCAUCAAAUGAGUACUUCUAACGCACACCCGACGGCAGGAUUAUAGCUUUAUUUCCAGUCAGUUUGUUUUCUUUCUUGUACAUGAUGUUUUCUGUUGUCACCAGGGUAAUUUGCAUAGCUGUGUCAGGAUGUUGGGGGCAUUGGGGGGGGGGGGGCAGCAGGAGAGGUUUGAACAGCUGUUUUUAGGAAUGACGCCACAUCUUGUGCCCUAAGAUUCUUUCUUGACUACUCCUCUACCUUCCUUCACUCCUAACUAACAGCAACAUGGUUCAAUGAAGGUUUCUGUUCCAUCUUGUUUGGCUUUCAUGUGCUGAAAGAAGUUGGUUGGGAGUGUG
This is a messenger RNA of Lampris incognitus (smalleye Pacific opah), 5436 nucleotides long. It is a transcript of the gene fndc3a, whose product is annotated as fibronectin type III domain containing 3A. Lineage: Eukaryota; Metazoa; Chordata; Actinopteri; Lampriformes; Lampridae. The transcript is spliced from 26 exons. The record is from RefSeq and is a predicted model, not a curated record. Gene Ontology annotation, molecular function: protein binding. Bases 1402 to 5112 code for a protein of 1236 amino acids.